Naumovozyma dairenensis CBS 421 is the source of this 921-nucleotide messenger RNA. RefSeq names its product exosome non-catalytic core subunit RRP45 (gene RRP45). NCBI's taxonomy places the organism in Eukaryota, Fungi, Ascomycota, Saccharomycetes, Saccharomycetales, Saccharomycetaceae. Gene Ontology annotation, biological process: U1 snRNA 3'-end processing; exonucleolytic trimming to generate mature 3'-end of 5.8S rRNA from tricistronic rRNA transcript (SSU-rRNA, 5.8S rRNA, LSU-rRNA); nuclear polyadenylation-dependent rRNA catabolic process. The record is from RefSeq and is a predicted model, not a curated record. The coding region runs from base 1 to 921 and encodes 306 amino acids. The transcript has a single exon. Gene Ontology annotation, cellular component: nuclear exosome (RNase complex); cytoplasmic exosome (RNase complex).
AUGGCGAAAGAAAUAGAGAUUUCCAAUUCAGAAUCAAAAUUUUUACUUGAAGCACUAAGGCAAAAUUAUAGACUUGAUGGACGUUCAUUUAGUCAAUUUCGUGAUGUUAAAAUCGCAUUUGGUGACGAAUACGGUGAUGUUACUAUAGAAAUGGGCAAAACUAAAGUUCACUGUAGAAUCAGUUGUCAAAUCACUCAACCAUAUGAAGAUAGGCCAUUUGAAGGUUUAUUUUUAAUAUCGACCGAGAAUUCUCCAAUGGCUGGACCACAAUUUGAAAAUGGGAACAAUACAAACGAAGAUGAAGUGCUGAUUGCAAGAAUUAUUGAAAAAGCUGUGAGAAGAUCAGGGGCUUUAGACAUUGAAGGUUUAUGUAUUGUUGCGGGCAGUAAAUGUUGGGCAGUUAGAGCAGACGUUCAUUUCUUGAAUUGCGAUGGUGGAUUUAUCGAUGCCUCGUGUAUUGCGGUCAUGGCCGGUCUACUGCAUUUUAGGAAACCUGAUAUUACUGUCCACGGAGAACAGGUGAUAAUGCAUCCCGUCGAUGAAAGAGAACCUGUACCUUUAGGUAUAUUACAUGUACCAAUCUGUGUCACAUUCUCCUUCUUCAAUCCCAUGGAUACUGAAGAGAAUAUAAAAGGUGAUACAAAUGCAGAAAUUACCAUCAUUGACGCCACAUUAAAAGAAGAGCUGCUAAGAGAUGGUGUUUUGACAGUAACUUUAAAUAAAAAUAGGGAAGUAGUACAAGUCUCGAAGGCAGGUGGCCUUCCAAUGGAUGCAUUAUCUUUGAUGGAAUGUUGUCGUAAAGCGUACGCUAUUACGGAGGAAAUCACAGAUAAAAUCACGUACGUGUUAAAGAAGGAUGAAAAACGCAGGAAUAAGUUUGCUGAUUUGCUUACUUCAGAAAAUGCCCGUGAAACUUCAUAA